Bemisia tabaci is the source of this 5288-nucleotide messenger RNA. RefSeq names its product Raf oncogene (gene Raf). NCBI's taxonomy places the organism in Eukaryota, Metazoa, Arthropoda, Insecta, Hemiptera, Aleyrodidae. Gene Ontology annotation, molecular function: MAP kinase kinase kinase activity; ATP binding. The record is from RefSeq and is a predicted model, not a curated record. Gene Ontology annotation, biological process: MAPK cascade; protein phosphorylation.
CCCUUUGCCAUUAUCUUUAUGAAUGUACUUGCCGUAUAAUUGUAUAAAUUUUAAUUGUACAUACAUCAUCCAAGUCCUGCCUCAGGCACUCGGAUUAACAAGUAAAUUAUUACGUGCGGACUUUCGGCAGCCACCGACAGUGGAUUCUUCCUUCAAAACAUUAUCAAAAUAUUGUAUUGUCUACAAAGUGUUGCUCUUUCCCUUGCACACACCGCCAUAUUUAAUAUUUUAAGGUUAAUUUACUGGCUGCAGUGUUUUGAACUCUUGAAGGGUUAGAUUUAUUUAGUUUCCUUCUCCUAAAAUCCCUCAAGCAACUUUCGGCAUUUGUCUGUUGUUUCGGUACUGUGAAUCGUAAUACUGUUUGUGCGUUUGUGUAAAUGUCCGUAAUAUGUCUGUCGAAUAUGACGAUAGUGGAACCUUGCAAGAUGAACUACUGAACAUUCAGAGUGUUAUUUACUUAACCAGGCAGAAUAUCGAUGCAUUGAACAACAAGUUCGCCGACUUCCAGCACCCUCCCUCUAUAUACUUAGCAGAAUAUCAUGAAUUAACGAGCAAGUUGCACGACCUAGAGUUGAAAGAGCAACAAUUAACAGAGCAGAUCAGUCUGGGAAGAUCCAACUCUCCAGAUGUCAUUGAUAACAGUCACCAUUCCAAAGAUAAGUAUGUUCAACCUAGUCUUCAAAUUCCGCCGAAAAGUGUUAUCAGGGCCCAUCUCCCGAAUCAGCAAAGGACAAGUGUGCCUGUGAGACCAGGCCAGACACUGCGCGAGGCGUUAGCAAAGCCGAUGAAGCUCAGAAACUUGACUCCCGAAAUGUGCACUGUAUGCACUCUUGAUAAUAUCAAUCUCUCUUGGGACGUUGAUAGUUCGAAAAUAGACUGUGAUGAAAUUAGGGUUGAAAUAAUCGACAAGUUUCCAGUUACAACGAGCAUUUCUCAUAAUUUUGGGAGGAAAACUUUUUUCUCUCUUGCAUUUUGUGAGGUGUGUCGUAGGUUGCUGUUUCAAGGGUUCUAUUGCAGAACCUGUGGAUAUCGUUUUCAUCAAAGAUGUGCUACCGGAGUACCUGCUUUAUGUCAGCAAGUUCACAUGGAAGACACUUAUUAUCAGCAUUUGUUAGCCUUCAACAUGAUCAAUGAUGAUGCCUCAGAUGCUGGUAUUUUACAGCUACCGUCUAGCUUUAGUAUGACCAGAACUGGUUCUCGGAGACAUCCACGAGCAUUAGGACAUGGAGAACGCUCUAGCUCUGCACCUAAUGUAUGUUAUAACCUCGUAAAUCCAACAGGGGAUGUUGCCUCUCUGAAACAGUUUGUAAAUUUGACUGUAAUGAAUGGCAGUAGACUGUCCCAUAGUCAGAGUGCCCAAGCUUCACCAACCAAUGCUUUGCGUCCUUGGCGACCCCGAGCUCGAAGUGCUGAUGAUAGUGCUAACAAAAAAAUUCACCGAGAAGCUCCUCGUGAGUCAAUUGAAGACUGGGAAAUUCCUGCUGAAGAAAUAUUGUUUGGACAACGAAUCGGCUCUGGAUCAUUUGGAACUGUCUACCGAUGCCAUUGGCAUGGACCAGUCGCUGUCAAAACUCUGAAUGUAAAGGAUCCCACUCCAGCCCAGCUGCAAGCCUUCAAAAAUGAAGUUGCUGUCCUUCGCAAAACACGGCAUCUAAAUAUUCUACUGUUCAUGGGCUGUGUUAGUAAACCUCAAUUAGCAAUUGUGACCCAGUGGUGUGAAGGAUCUAGUUUGUAUCGCCAUCUUCAUGUCCUAGAGACAUCAUUUGAGUUAUUGACCUCGAUAGAAAUAGGACGUCAGACUGCUCAAGGAAUGGAUUACCUUCACGCUAAAAAUAUCAUUCACAGGGAUCUAAAGAGCAACAACAUAUUCUUGCAUGAUGUGACUGUGAAGAUAGGAGAUUUUGGACUUGCAACUGUCAAAACUAGAUGGUCUGGUGGCAAACAGUUCAGGCAGCCAUCAGGCUCAAUUCUAUGGAUGGCACCAGAAGUGAUCAGAAUGCAAGAUGAAAACCCUUAUAGCUUUCAAUCCGAUGUUUAUUCCUAUGGAAUUGUUCUGUAUGAAUUAUUGUCCGGGCAGUUACCUUAUCAAAACAUAAACAAUAAAGAUCAGAUCUUAUUCAUGGUUGGACGGGGGUAUUUGCAUCCAGAUUUGAAAAUGAUACCCUCCUCUGUACCAAAAGUUCUCCGCCGGUUGUUAGAAGACUGCAUUAAACACACACCUGAAGGGAGACCUCUAUUCAGACAGAUCCUAGAGACUAUAGAAAGUUUAAUUCAAGCAAUGCCCACUAUUCAUCGUUCUAAAUCAGAGCCGACACUGAAUCGCCAGGCAAUCUCAACUUCAAAUGAUGACUAUGCAUUUAGUUGUAACUCGCCCAAAACACCUGUCAACUCUCAAUUUGGCGCAUUCCCAUUCACUUCAAUGGGUGGAAUAAUCUAACGAAUUUACAAUAUUUCUUUUCAAUGUGUCUACUGAGCAUUGAUUCAAUUCGCCACAGCUUUGGUCAUUGUUCUGGGAUUGUGCAGUCGAAGCCUCUAGUAUGCUGAAUCUUAUCAUCACGAUAGUGAGUCCAUGGCUGGCUCCUCAUUUUACUCAAGAGAGGGUAUGUUUCAUGCCCAUUUUAAGAUUGUCUCAAUCGGUAAGACAAAAGUUUAAUUCAAUUCUAAAAACUCUCUCUUGAUGCAGCAACUCCCUAGUGAACUGACUUUUCAGAAUGCUUGCGUUGUUCACCUUCAUAUUUAGACCACAUUUAGAAAAAAAGCGCCACAUUUUUGGUUCACCUUACAAAGGACAUAUAUAUAGAUUUUCCUUAACGAAUAGUGGCUCUGUAAUUGUGUCCAUGUACUUGGUUCUGUUCUGUUGAAGUCAGUUCAAUUGGACAGUAUCAAAUAGAAAGGCCCACCUGAAAAGAGAGUUACAGAAAAAUGCAUGUCAGCACUCAGCAGUGAAAUUGCAAAAAUAUGAAGCUAGUUCGCGGUGUUUCAAAAUCUCUGUACCUAUUUCAUUUAUUAAAAGGAGACCAAACCAUCUUGAUACGUUGAAAUUUUCACAGAAUGAUCUUCAUGUAGAGAAGAAUAAUUACCAAAGUUUUCAAGUAAUGCAAUUCAGUAGUAUUUCAUGAAGUAUGACUGGAAGUCUGCAACACUGCAAGCCAAGAUGUGCAUUUCUGAAAUUUUACCAUCAAUAUCUCCCAUAACACAGUUAAGAACUAUAUGCAUGUUGCUUUUCAAAACUCUCUUUCAUAUACAGAUUCCUUGUUUAAGGUACUUAGUAUGUCUUUAAAGCAGGGAAAGAUCAAGAAGCCUGAGGAAAAAAUUUUCUUACAAAUUCUGAGGAAUUUAAUUUGAAAGAUUUAAUAUUCCUCCCCUUCCUCCAUUCUCUUCAUUUUUGGGUUAGCAGUUACUAGGUAAAAAGACAUUCUGGAAAAUGAAACUUCUCAUUUGAAGGAAAACUAAGCAUAAUUUGGUAUUUUUUGAAACCAAAUAUUAAUUCGGUAAAAAUCCCAUUUUCCCCUUCAUGCAUGUCAGAUUGCUCAAUGCAAAAAGUAGGAAAUUGUCUGGAGGAAUUGUAGGGCUGGUCAGAUGGCCAAAUCAGAGCUAGGCAAGGUUAAGCAGGUUAGACAUCUAUUAACAUACUUCAUCAUGAUAGGAUGACAACAAAACAGACCCGUACGGCGUUUAUCUGUGCAUUCAAUUCAAGCAUCAGUCAGCAUUCCUCAUUCCAUCAAAGUCUUGAGAGCCUCUUUCAUUCAAUAGAAUACCUACUUGAAAACAUUUUUGGAAGACCAUAUGUUUUGUUGGUAAUGUAAUUGAAAACUUUAGAUUUUUAAGAGCCUUUUUUACUCUCGGAAAGAAAAAAGUAUUAAACUCUACUAGAGAUUCUUCCUGCAGUUUUUAGAUCAUGGCCUAAAUUAGAAGUUUCACUGAUGAAAGCCUGAUGUAAAAUGAACCAACAUGAAUGUGGUUCAAUGUUCGAUUAAAUGGAAGAUCUGCUGUUUUUUUAUCAUAGUUUUUCCUUAUUAAUUUAAUUUUGCAUCUGAUCUCUAAGUAACAUGAGAAAACAGAUGGGGGGAUGAAUAAAAAUGUUGUGGUUUAGUUGUGAAGUAGGCAUGUGUUGUUUUUCUCUGAAAUUUUUUUUAAUUUAAACCCCCUUUUCUUCUCAUGAGCUCUUGCACUUCAGUAAUUCAUCUUUUGUUCAUUGUGAAUGAUUUUAAUAUCCGUCGGAAGCAGAGGAUCUAUUUUUGGUAAUGGUAUUACAAGAAGAGUUAUAUUUUCAUUGGAUGAGCGAUGAAAACUAAGCCCUAGAAAUUCAUCUACAUUUGCAAGCCAAUAAAGAAGGUAUAAUUUGAGGUUGAAAUCAGAGGACCCAUUUUUUAUUAUAAUUUACUAACUAUCCUAGCAUCAAAAUUUCAUGAAAGAAUGCAAAUUACAAUUUAGGAAUUUAGUUCAUGGACUUAUUAAGUACAUUUCUCUCUGAAAUGGUAGAAAAAGAGCUAAAAAGAUUUUAAAUAUUAUUAUUAUAGAAUUUUUGUUUCUCCAUCCUCCUGUAAAAAAACUGUUGAGGUACCUAUCCCCAAAACGUAAUUAUGUUCAAAAAUAUGUAUUUAUUCACACUUUAUUAAAAUUGGAGAAGCAGCUCCUCCCAGAAAAAGUGCCUGAAGGCCAACUAAGUAACUGGAAAAUACGGUCCUGUUUUUCGGUUAUCAUUGACUCUUACAUUUUGGUUGUUAAAGAAAAGUAUGUAAAUUUUUUUUGUCUAAUUAUGGCUGUAGGUCAGAUGCGUUAGAAUUGUUCCUCAAAGGUGAACCCCUCUAAAAAUGUAAAAUAAUGAGAUCUGCUUGAGGGCCAAGUUUUCACGCUCAAUAUGGCAGCAGACAUUGUCCUCUCGAAAGGAUGGUGGUUCACAUGGUUCAUCUACCUUUGGUUUUAUCAGCCAAUGAAGUUUUUGCAUGCAGUUGGGAUUUUCGAUUUAAUGCCCUUAUAGUAUUUUACGAUGGCACCCUGGACUUGAUCACAAAUUAAUGCAAAAGCAGUCAGCAGUUGAUUUUUUGGGUGAAAAUAAGACUUCUUUUUUGAUGUGGGAUCUGAAAAAUAAUCUUUCUGAUGGAAUGAACUUGAAUAAACCCAUGAAUUAACAGUCCUCAAAAGUCGCAAAAAUGCAUCUCUUUUUCGUCUUCUUUUCUUUUAAUAUUGAGACAAAAUUUUGUGAAUCAAGUUAAGUAUAAGAACAUCUACACACUGAGGCAGUUUCAAGCUGCUUGAUCGUUUUUUAUCCUUAAAAAUAGAGGGAA